Molecule: messenger RNA, 2046 nt
Organism: Aspergillus puulaauensis
Lineage: Eukaryota; Fungi; Ascomycota; Eurotiomycetes; Eurotiales; Aspergillaceae
Gene: ARP9
Product: putative chromatin remodeling complex subunit (Arp9)
Exons: 3
Coding region: 1-2046 (681 amino acids)
Source: RefSeq, a predicted model, not a curated record
AUGCCGCCAUUUAAGGAUGAGCAUAUUCUGAUAAUUGCGCCAGGAUCGCAAGUGACCCUGGCGCAACUAGGCCUCCCAGAGUCCUUCACCCCGGCCCGGUAUCGCUUCCCCUCGCGAAUGUUCCCCGCCGAGAAAAAGGGCGAAUAUGAACCGCACAAGAUCCGCGAGAGGCGACAGGAGGUGAAAAUAUCCAAUGGGCAGGAUGCACCUGCACCGAAGGAGAAGGAAGACGUGGAGAUGAAGGAAGCCGACCAGCAGCCACAGCAGCAGGCCACGCAAGAAGGGACGGAGACCACCGACGCGCCCAAGCCUGAGAGUACCGACGAGCCAAAGACCGAGAACGGUGAGAACGCGGCGGAGGGCGAGGUGAAGGAAGGUGAAAACGAAGAGAACGGGGAUGGCCAGACGGUGGAGGAGAUUUUCUACGAGGAAGACGUUGCGUCUGAGGAGGGGGCGAUUUUCCCCAUUGAGAACGGACGUAUCGUUGAUUGGGGGUGUUUCUUUGCUCUCCUGACGCAUGUUCAUAAUACGCUCAGCCCACCGUUCCAUACACCCAUCAUGCUUAUCGCUGAGCCGGCUUGGUCGCUGCGCGACAGGGAGGCGAUAACGCAAUUUGUGUUUGAAAAGUUCAAGACGCCCGCAUUUUGUCUUAUGGAUUCUGCGGUCGCGGUUUGCUAUGGCUAUGGCACGGCGACUGCAACGGUUGUCGAUGUUGGAAAGAACAAAGUCAAUGUCACCGCGGUUACGGACUUCCUGGUCAACGAGCACGGUAGAGGUACCGCGUUGGAGGGAUGUGGUGGUGACUACUUGACCGACCGACUUCAAGAGCUGCUGGGCCCGAAGGGUUUUACCAGGGAGAUGUGUGAACAGUUGAAGCGGAGCAACAUUACCGAGCUUCUAUCUGCAGGAACGCCUCUACCGGGCGCCGCGGCUACUGCACACCAAGAAGGAAGUCAACCUGCCCCUGUCCCUACGACACAGCCUGGACCUUCGGGGGAGAAUCAGCAACCCAAGAACCAGAACGGCACUGCGGAGAAUGAAGAAGAGGAGGGCGUUCUGGAUGUAGCGGCUAUUGUCAGCGGCGGCCACACCAGCGAAUACCUUGCUGCUCGGGAAAAGGAGAAGGGAACCGUGAAGAAAGGCGCUGAUCCAAAUGCUAAGGCUGUUCGCCUUCCCAAUUCCAAGAAAGACAAGGCUACAUUCCAGUUCCAGGAAUUUGUCAAGUUAGAGCCGGAGAAGGACACACCCAGCGGCCCAGGACGCUUCAUCCGCCAGACAAGAGAUAUUGAAGUCGGAGUUGAACGCUUCCUCGCUGCGACGCCAAAGCAAAAGACAGGCGACAGACUGUCCGGCGGUCUCCUUGAGGACAUCGCGACACAGAUCCACCACACCAUCCUUGCUGUUCCUGAUGCCACGAAGCGUAGUGAGCUGUGGGAUUCGCUGAUCGUUGUCGGUAACGGUAGCAAGGUCAAGGGUUUCACUCAGGCCCUUCUCAGCACAAUCACUCAAAGGUUCGUCCUCUCGCCAUCCGGUACCAUCUUCACCUCAGAAAUUCCCUCCAACUUCUCCACACCCCUCCCCACCGGCGGAACAAACACUCCUGCGCCUCAAGGCCUUCCCGGCCCAAUGCAAAACCAAGGCGGCGGUGUAAACCCUCUUCUCGUCGCUGCCACCCACUCCAACAACCCCGCCGCUGCCGGCAUGCCGCCAGGAACACCGUUGAUGGACCCGACCAUGUCUCGCCACCGCUCUACCGGCCACUCGCAAACCCCAACCUCCGUCAAGACUCUAAGGCCACCCGAGUACUUCUCCGAGUGGAAAGAGCAGACUGCCACAACCGCCCCGCAAAAUAACCCCAGCCUUAACGGGCCUCCCGGCCCUGCUGCCACUGGUGGUCACCGCGGCAUGGAAGAGGCUGUUUUCCUCGGCGCGCAAGUCGCAUCCAAGGUCGUCUUUGUCAUCGACCAGGGUCUCAGCAAGGGCUUCAUGAGCCGUGUUGAGUAUAACGAGAACGGGCCAUCGGCGAUUCAUGAGUAUGUUAUGUGA